Messenger RNA from Scatophagus argus, 4895 nucleotides. RefSeq names its product pleiomorphic adenoma gene-like 2 (gene plagl2). The transcript has 4 exons. Lineage: Eukaryota; Metazoa; Chordata; Actinopteri; Scatophagidae. Bases 983 to 2809 code for a protein of 608 amino acids. The record is from RefSeq and is a predicted model, not a curated record. Gene Ontology annotation, cellular component: nucleus. Gene Ontology annotation, biological process: regulation of transcription by RNA polymerase II. Gene Ontology annotation, molecular function: DNA-binding transcription factor activity, RNA polymerase II-specific; RNA polymerase II transcription regulatory region sequence-specific DNA binding.
CCGCCCCAUAACUCCGCUGCAGCCUGAGGGGAGCUAGACACACUCUCAGGCCCCGAAUAUAGAAAAAUUAUUUUUAAAAAAUCGGAAAAAAUACCAGCAGAACCAAAAUCGAGUGGAGAAAAGAGCGGGGAGCGGUGGCGUGGGCUCUCCCACGGUGGGUUUCUGGUCCGGUCCGGGAUGGAAGGUUACCGGGGCUCCAUGUGAAAUUGACUAAUGCGGUGCUGGAAACUUUUUUGGUGGGUAAACUGCUCGUUUUUUUUCCCCCCACUAAGACCUCAUAAUGUGGCUGCACGUCCUGAUGUGUGCAUGUGUGUCUUCUACGCGACUUUUGACUUGUUUUAUAUCAACUCUCAGCUCACGUUGACUGACAAAUCGACGUGCGCGACACUUGAAUUGUUAUGAACGUGUUGUUACUAUCGCGGGAUCAGACUUUGCGCAAUUGUGCUUAUGUAUAUAUGUAUGUAUUUUUUUGUGGCAGCGUGGAAGGAUCUGGGCAUUUAAUUUUAAAUUACGCGAUCGGUUCCUCUGCUUGUGUGAGGCUUUUCUUUUUUUUUUGCUCGACAAAUUAGUUGCAAAAGCGAAUGUGUGGAGCUGUUAAAACACGGCGCACUUUGUCCAGCGGCCCUCGCUGUUGACGUUUGAUGUUCUUUGCAACUUUUCGGCCAACUGAAUAGUAAAAAUGCAAAGCAGUAUUUCCCACUCACCGCCAACCAUAGCUGUUGGGACUGGGUGAGGAAGAGAGAGCAAGAAAGUGAAGGAGAGGAGCAACUGAAGAAGAGGGCGAGAAGGAGGAAAGCGCAGAGAAAGACUAAAGACUAGUAGGAUUUUAACAGAUUUUGGCGUACUUUGAUGUUUCCACUGCAUAAUUUACCCUUCCUGUGAGCUUCUUUUUCGACAAAGCCCCCCACAACUUACCACAUUGAACCUGCAAGGCAGGGGAGCCACAAGUGAAUUUUCAUGGCAGCGGCACUCUAGGGCUGCCAUGGCAGCUGCUGCCGCCGAUGCCUCACACCGUAUUACCGCACUGACGCCGGAGGAAGAGGGACGACGGACUGCCGCCAAGCUGUUUGGUAGCACCGCCCCACUGCCACGGACAGAGAGAGAGAGAGAGCGAGAGAGGGGGAAAGAGAGAGAGAGGGAGAGGGAAGAAGAAGGAGAAGAGGUAGGGAGAGCAAGUGGGAACGAGUGCUUGGUGUGCGGGGCCCUGUUCGCCUCACAGGAGAAGCUCCGGCUCCACACCUUGAUUCACACAGGAGAGAAACCCUUCCACUGCUCGCAACCACACUGUCCCAAGGCCUUCAGCUCCAAAUACAAACUCUUCAGGCAUAUGGCCACACACUCUCCACAGAAAACCCAUCAGUGCUCAUUCUGUGAGAAAAUGUUUCACCGAAAAGACCACCUAAAAAACCAUCUGCAGACCCAUGACCCCAACAAGGAGGCCUUCAAGUGUGAGGAGUGUGGGAAGCACUACAACACCAAGCUAGGAUAUAAGCGCCAUGUGGCCAUGCACUCUGCCACGGCAGGUGAUCUCACCUGCAAAGUCUGCAUGCAGACCUACGAAAGCACGCCCGUGCUCUUAGAGCACCUGAAGAGCCACUCCGGAAAGUCUUCAGGUGGUACCAAGGAGAAAAAACACCCGUGCGAUCACUGUGACCGGCGUUUCUACACACGGAAGGAUGUGAGACGGCACAUGGUGGUCCACACUGGCCGAAAGGACUUCCUGUGCCAGUACUGUGCUCAGCGUUUUGGCAGGAAGGACCAUCUGACACGUCAUGUGAAGAAGAGCCACUCACAGGAGCUGCUGAAAAUCAAGACGGAGCCUCCUGAUAUGUUAGGUCUUUUAGCUUCCGGGUCACCACCUUGCUCUGUGAAGGAGGAGCUCAGCCCCAUGAUGUGUGGCAUGGGUCCCAACAAAGACCCCAUGAUGGGCAAACCGUUCCCCAGUGGGGCACCUUUUCCAAUGAGCAUGUACAACCCCCACCAUCUCCAGGCCAUGUCUAAUUCUGGUGUGGGCCACCCACACCCAUCCCUGAUGCCCAGUUCCUUGUCUGCAGCUAUGGGAAUGGGCUGUCACAUGGAAUCCCCUGGAUCUCUUCACCCACACUCCCAUCACCACCACCAUCAUCACCACCAUCACCACCAUCACCAUUCCCCUCCACUACCCCCACACCAUCAACCUCCGGCUCCCCAGCAGCAGCACCAGCCCCAGCCAGCCCCCAAAUACCAGCUGGGAUCUACCUCAUACCUGCUGGACAAGCCCUUGAAAGUAGAGAUGGAAAGCUUCCUCAUGGAUCUACAGAGCGGCUCGCCAGGCCCUGUUCCCUCUACAGAGCCCCACUCUGCUGCCUCCCCGCCCAAGGAUGGCCUGGAGCCAGCCUCAGGCCUGGCAGAUGAGCUUUGCGGGGAUCCCCUCCUGUCCAAGAGCCCUGCGGUGAUCGCUGAGUCUCUGUGUGCUGCUAACAUGGACUUCUCCCACCUGCUGGGGUUCUUGCCCCUCAACCUGCCUCCAUACAGUGCCCCGAUGAGCACAGGAGGGCUGGUGAUGGGCUACAACUCAUCUGCAACCUCCUCCUCUUCUUCCAUCUCCUCUUCCUCAUCUCUGCACACUGCUGAGCCUCAUGCUGCAGCAGUUGCUGCGGCAGCAGCUGCUGUCGCCACAGCACCUCUUACCUCUUUGCAACCGCAACCUCAGGAGCAGCAGAGCUCCAGCGGGGGUCUGGGCCUCGGACCCCUGCACCCACUCCCAUCAGUGUUCAGCUCCAGCCUUAGUACCACCACACUGCCUCGCUUCCACCAGGCCUUCCAGUGACAGAGCCAGCCCUCCACCCAGCCCUGGCCAGCCAAGAUAACCUCCAACACAGCCUCAGCUCAGUUCUGCUCUGCAUGGAUAUUUUGGGCUGUGUCUUUACAGGGUGUGAUUAAAAAGUUUGAGAAUUAGAAUAAAUAAGUACACAAAUGAACACUUAGAAGCCUUAAAUGAAAGUGCACAAAAGCUUUUGAUUGAGCCUUAAAUGGAAGUUAAACCCCUUUGAGCAAACAGGAAAAGGUGAGAAAAGAAGUUAAAGCAGCUUUUAUUUGAGCUUAUUUUUCCUAUCCUAUAGUUAUAACAAUGUAUUAACUCAUCUAUUUUUAUUUCAAGUUACUUCCCCUUUUAUCCCCCUUCCAUCCCCUUUUUAGUAAUAUAGAGGGCAAGAUCAGUAGGCUAAAAGGUGUGGUACUGCAUACUUUCUAAAGUAAUAAUAUAAAAAAAAAUAUCAAAGAUAAUUUUUAGUGAAGCUUAUCUGUCUUGUUGUGACCCAGAGAAAAUAUAGUUUGAAGUGGAUCUUUUGUUUUACUUUAUUUUUCUUUUCCAAAUGUAAGAACAUGGUAGAAUGUGUCUCAUCUUCCCACCUAAUAACCCAAACUGUCACGUUCAGGAUGGAGAGAGAUCAGUGAAGGAAUGAAGAAAUGUAGACGUUGAGCCAAUGAUUGAAAACGGAUUUGGCUUUGACAGAGCCAUGAAAAUGACCCCUGUCUCUAAAAAAGUGCUCUUCAGACAAGAAAAAUAAUUAUAUGCAUGUCCUUAUUCUUUUUGCUGUAACUGAUAUGCUCCUAGAGUCAUGUCAGUUUGAAUGAAAAUGCUUGUUAAAUGAAAAGCAGACUCUUAUUGUGUGAUUGAUAAGAGACCAGUCACACACAUGGCCACACAUUUACUUUUAAAGAAAAGAAAAACGAAAUGUGAAAGUGUCUGAGUUGAUUGAAAUAGAGGUAAUAUCACACUUGCUUUUUUGCUGUUCCUCAAAAGAAGCACUUUUUUUUUUAUCAGAAGGCACUUCAUCUUUAGGAAUCUCCUUGGGAAACCUUUUGUCUUUGCUAAGACAAAGACUUUCUCUUCACUCUCCUUCCUUCACAAAUCUUCCUUCUAACAGUUAUCUUUAAAAGUUACCAUGAUAGUGAUAAUUGCAGCUGUUUCUUGGCUUGCCAAACACACCUAAAAUCUAUAUUUUGUGAAUAAAAUUGCAACACAUCUUUCAGGCAGUCUUUAAAAAAGAUGUAUCAUCAUGGUAAUGAUGAACCCUGACAUAUGUGAAUGACAAAAAAAACAAAAAAAACAAAAAAAAAACAACAAAAGAAUUACAGUGACAGAUGGGGAAAAUGUGUUAAAGAAUGUUAUUGCAGUGUACGAAAUAUCUCAAAAAUGAAUAUUAUUGCUUUUAUCUCAGUAAGGUGUAUUUAGGUAUUAAAACUAAGUGGUGAUGUUUUGAUGUCUGGCAGGUUUACAUUUGUGUGUAUCUUGAAUUUUGGAUCAAACAAAUGGAUGAAGUAUUAGCUUUUUCCCUUAGCUUCUCUGUCAUAUCCAUUUUUUAACUUUACAUGUACUUGAGUUAGUAUAGUGGAAUCAGAACUGUGGAUAGAAAUAUCUAAAGGGGGCUGUUAGUGGCUUCAUAAUCAUAAUUAGAAUUUGAAACUAUAUAGAUUGUGUCAUAGGGAUGCUGAAAUGGAUGGCCUAUCAAUCUAUUACUAUAGGUCUUUAUCCAGUGAAAUAUUCAUGUAACCCAAGUGCUGUAAAGAAAUCCCAGCCCAUUUCGCUCCGAGUUUAAUAGUUUUGGAUGUCUCGGAGUUUUGAUCCUUUCUAACCUUUCACUACCAGCCUAUAAAAAACGUGAGCCCAAAGGUAACCUAAGCCUCAAAGUGAAAUAGGUGCUCUUUAUCUAGCGUUCUGUCCGCGGCAUGACCAACACAACUAGCAUAGCUAUACAUAACUCUGUGUGUAAAUGCCUUUGUAGUCAUAGAAGAAGACUGGCCACAGGUGAUCCCCAACCACCAAUGUUGAGUGAAAAUGAAAAAAAAAAACCAUAGCACAUAAAAAAAUCAAAUACAUAUUGCUGCUUUUAGCUACGGUUGCUGAUGUACAA